UCCAAGUUUGUAUAAAAACCACCGAGCCAGGUCCCGACCCAGAGGUGCAGCUGCUCCGCCACCCACUGCCCUGCAGCUGGCUCAGAAGCAUGGUGCCCGGAGUGCUCGCUGCCGUCUUCCUCUCUGCCCUCCUGGGCUCGCUCUCGGAAGGAGUCCCAGGGCCUGACGGUCUGUGGCUGUGCCAGCCAGCGCCCAUGUGCGGGGACCAGGCCUACAACCCCCUGGAGCAGUGCUGUGACGAUGACACCAUCCUGCCCCUGAACCAGACCCGCCUCUGUGGCCCCCACUGCCCCUACUGGCCCUGCUUCCAGCGCUGCUGCCUGGAGUCCGUGGGCUCGCACACUGACAAAGUGGUGAGGCUUAAGCUGCCCGGCGUGAAGUCCGACUGCAGGACGUCCCCCAUCUCCAGGAUCUGCGCCCAGGUGAGGGUCUGGGAUCCAGGCCCUGCUGGAGAGGGGAGGAGGGUAAGCAGCAAAGGUGCGGCUGAGACGUGGUGGGCUGGAGGACCCGCCUGGAGGACCGGGUCACCCCUACGGGCCCAGCAGAGGCCCUAAGGAAGGGACAGGUGGCCUUGCCUGUUGGACGAGAUGGAAAAAGUUCGUGAAAAACACCUGUUCUGAAAACA
Molecule: messenger RNA, 625 nt
Organism: Oryctolagus cuniculus (rabbit)
Lineage: Eukaryota; Metazoa; Chordata; Mammalia; Lagomorpha; Leporidae
Source: RefSeq, a predicted model, not a curated record